Molecule: messenger RNA, 642 nt
Organism: Aspergillus homomorphus CBS 101889
Lineage: Eukaryota; Fungi; Ascomycota; Eurotiomycetes; Eurotiales; Aspergillaceae
Exons: 2
Coding region: 90-488 (132 amino acids)
Source: RefSeq, a predicted model, not a curated record
ACUCCUGUUGGCGUUGGCUAUGACCUCAGCGAGCAGAUCAUCCAAAGGGAAUCAGCAUCGCUUUCACCAGUCAAUUCGCCACCAGCAGCAUGUUGGAAGAGAAGGUGUUGACAUCGAUGAAUUUCUAUCGGUGGGGGAAACAGUGGGUAAAGAAGAAAGGCAACGGAGAGGUGAGGGGUAUCUUCUUCUCCUUCUCUUCAGACGUGAUCAUUCAGGAGUCAAGGGAUGAAGUGGGUUUAACCACAAGUCGAUUACUGACCGCCAUCCUCCAAAUCGAAUCCAUCCCAGUAAUAAUGCCACAACUGUCUCCGCUCUCCGGUGGCGCAAUGAAUCACCAUCAUGUUCUAGAAGACAUUUGGAAGCCCCUUAGCCACCAGAUCGAAGCUUCGAUGCCAUGUCCGUUCCCGGCUGAAGGAUUGACCAUCCCCAUCUUUUCCUCUGCCCCGUCUCUCCUUUUUCUUUUCUUUUUUCUUUUAAAAAAAUCUUAGCAAUUCCCAGUCCCGAGUUUCGGGUUAUUUUAGAUUUUGAUCAGGAGAGGAAGACUAUUGAGCCGAGCACCUCCGCUAUUGAAGGCGUCGACGGGCUAGUCGAGCAAACGAGCGGGUGACGUUGAUCCAGACCAUCCGAAACCGAAAGUCCCCG